UGAACCUUCUGCGCUGCCUAGGCUCGAGUUUGACCAUGCAGCGGAUUUCUUCUAUAAAAAGUGCCGAAAAGUGAACUGUUCUUCACCGUCGACGUCUGGAUUGGAUCAUGCGUGGAGAGGAAGCUAGACAUUUGCUUCUCGAUCCUCCCCAGAUCCUAGCUACGACACGUCCUUGCUGACCUUUUUGCACAGCAACCGUCGAAAGCCCUGGGGCCAACAAGAAGCUGUGGCGAAGCUGUGGCGUGGUCAACAACUAACUUCCUUCCAGUUCACGUUGAGGAAGAGUCCGCAAGCAACAUUUGGUAAGGGUGGAGAGGAGGACAUAAGGGCUUCCAACUCGGCAUCGGAAUCCGCCAGAAUGGAGGCACCGCUGAUUGGAAGCAUCAUAACCACACGAGCAGGUCUUGUCUUUCUACUCGGCGUAUUCAUACAGAGUGGAUUAUUAGUAUCCAGCUCACUGAGCGAUGUUAUACCAGCGAGCCAGCGAUGCGAGGAAUUGGAUCCAGAUUUUGCUCCUGUGUGCCAGGGACUCGGAUACAACCGAACUCGGCUGCCUAAUCGCUUCGGACAUGCCACCCAGAAGGACGCCGGUCUGAUCGUGAACCAGUUCUUCCCUCUGAUCGAAGUCAACUGUUAUCGCAGACUACGCUUCCUGCUGUGCUCCAUCUACCUACCCAUGUGUCUGGACGGCCAACCAGCGUCUCAGCCUAUUCCGCCCUGUAGAUCGCUGUGCAAGAAGGCCAAAUCGAAAUGCGAGCCACUGAUGCGCCAGUUUGGUUUUAGCUGGCCAGAGGAUUUGAACUGCGGGCAGUUUCCAGUGCGCUCCACUGCCAAUCAGAUUUGUGCCAAGUCGGGUCGUAGUCCUAAUCUCCAGCCUAGCACAAAUAGCCCAGUAGCCAGUGACGGAGACCAUGCAGUGAGCUCUGUAUCCACAAUUCCACCGGACCAAAGGCCAGCUGCAACAAGCAGUAGUCCAAGUAUCGUUAUCAGUCCAGUAACGUUACGGGAUUUUCCCUGGCUUAGCACAAGAAGCAACGCUGAUGCCCAAACUACAAAAUCAGUGCCACAGCCAGUGGAAAGCAGCAGGGCAAACGGAGCGCCUAGCUGUGAAGCACUCGACUUCAGGCAAGCAGUUGUUUGCAGAUCCGUGGGCUAUAACUCCACACUCCUGCCGAACAUGUUUGGGCAUAGCAGUCAACAGGAGGUAAGCCGCAUCAUCAAUCAGUUCUUCCCUGUCAUUGAGACCGGCUGCUAUGCUAGGCUACAGUUCUUGGUGUGCUCAGUGUAUUUGCCAGUGUGUUUGCCUGGUUAUACGCAUCCCAGCAUACCGCCUUGUAGAUCAGUAUGUCUGGAGGCCAAAUCUAAGUGUGGGGCCGUAAUGGAACUGUUCGGCCUUACCUGGCCAAACGAGCUGCAGUGCAACAGGCUACCUGCGUAUUCCACAGCCAGCAAGCUUUGCAUAGAAGAAGCACACCCUCCGGUUGUGAUGGCUUGAUCAAACAGUUGGUUUCAUUUUGUAUUUUAUUUGAAGAACCGUGUGAUCUGCUUGCACACUUGUCAACCUCUCUUACCCUCUCCUAAGAUCUCAAAGACUCAUAACUGUCAACAUCCCCUCAACCCUGGAACCUUUGGAUCCGUUGCAUCAUUUUCAUCAUCGGAAAUACCUCAUCAAAUUCAAAUCCGUUAAUUGUAGUACUCCCCCAUUGAUUUGUUUCCGUCUUCUCUUUGUGCUUUGUUCAUGAUUGUAUUUUCCUCUUCCUCCGUUUUUUUAUAAUUAUCACUAUCUUCAUCGUUUUGCGAGAACUGCGGCUCAGUGAGAAGGCAGAUUUUGCCUGUGCUUCUGGUGAAGUAAAAUAAAGCUAACAAACAAC
Sycon ciliatum is the source of this 1871-nucleotide messenger RNA. RefSeq lists its product as uncharacterized. Bases 359 to 1495 code for a protein of 378 amino acids. Gene Ontology annotation, biological process: canonical Wnt signaling pathway; non-canonical Wnt signaling pathway. Gene Ontology annotation, molecular function: Wnt-protein binding; Wnt receptor activity. Gene Ontology annotation, cellular component: plasma membrane. The record is from RefSeq and is a predicted model, not a curated record. Lineage: Eukaryota; Metazoa; Porifera; Calcarea; Leucosolenida; Sycettidae. The transcript has a single exon.